Molecule: messenger RNA, 1930 nt
Organism: Spodoptera exigua (beet armyworm)
Lineage: Eukaryota; Metazoa; Arthropoda; Insecta; Lepidoptera; Noctuidae
Source: the annotation of a GenBank genome assembly
AUGGAGCUCCGAACGUACUGGCCGGUUUUACUCGCUGUUUUGGCGGUAUGGCCCGCCGUGGCUGCGGACCUAACUGACCGUCCCUGUGCAGCCAGGCACGUGAAGAGUGGGCAGGUGUGUGUGUGUACAGCGGAGUACUGCGACACGAUCACGAGGCAGCCUCCGGAGUCCGGUACAUUUGUGUCCUAUGUGUCGUCGGAGGAAGGACUUCGAUUCCAUAAGUUUGUCGGAUCGCUAAAACAUUAUGAAAAGGGUAGCACUAAGGAGAAUGUUCUGGAACUAGAUGUGGGAACGAAAUAUCAGACAGUGAAUGGUUUCGGAGGUGCUGUCACUGAUGCAGCUAGCAUUAAUUGGAAGAAUUUGACUGAUCAUCGACUGAUGGACCAUUUAAUAGAGUCGUACUGUGGUGAUUCAGGAAUUCAAUACAACAUGCUCCGUGUCCCAAUCGGUGGCACUGACUUCUCCACACACGGGUACGCGUAUAACGAACUCCCUGAAAACGAUGUAACACUGAGCAACUUUACAUUGGCUUAUGAAGAUUACGAGUAUAAGAUUCCAAUGAUAAAGGCGUGUAUGAAGGCGGCUAGUGCUCCUAUACACAUAGUAUCAGCGACUUGGUCUCCUCCGAUAUGGAUGAAAACCAACGACGCGUACUCCGGGCACAGCAAACUACGGAAAGAGUAUCGACAGACUUAUGCUGAUUACCAUUACAAGUUCUUAGAGCAUUAUGCAGCUGAAGGUAUACCAGUGUGGGGCGUGUCUAUUUCGAACGAGCCACUCCAUGCUAGCGUGAACUACAUCCCAGCUAAAAUCAACAAUAUGGGAUGGACCUUAGACGAAAUGAGCGAAUACGUAAUGGAGAACUUGGGCCCCACUCUUCGAGGUAACAACUCCAACUUCAAACACGUGAAGAUCAUCGCUGGCGAUGAUUUGCGGUUCACCAUCACUCUCUUCUGGAACACGUUUGUAGCCGUCUACCCAGAGACCUUAGAGUACUUGGAUGGCGCAGCAGUACACUACUACAUGAGCGCUUACGUGCCAGCUGCGAUAUUGUCGAAGGCAAUGGAAGGAUACCCAGGGAAGUUCGUGCUGGCUACGGAGAUCUGUGCAGGCGCUCUUCCGAGUGACACCGUGAAAGUAGAUAUAGGGUCGUGGAGCAGGGCACAGUUGUACGUCAAUGAUAUCAUGCAGAAUCUUGGCAAUGAUGUGAUAGGAUGGCUGGACUGGAACAUGUGUCUGAACACUGAAGGGAAACCAAGCUACAUAGGAUCCAGUGUGGACUCCCCAAUACUUGUCAAUGCAGAAGAUGGGGAGUUUUACAAGCAGCCAAUGUUCUACGCUAUUGGACACUUCUCUAAAUUUGUUCCACGAGGUUCUAGAAGGAUUAGAGUUAAUGUAGACUGUGGUACGGAGAUUCAGAACAUCGCGUUCCUAACGCCCGAUAACACCGUCGUUGUUGUUAUCCAUAAUGAAGGCCCUGAAGAAACCGUAAGAUUGCGGUUAGGAGAUAAAGAGGCAGAGUUAAUAAUUAACGCCAACAGUAUUACGACAGUUGAAAUGUUGAAUAAGAAUGAUAUAGAAUCGAAUGAGGAGGAUUAGAAUUUUAGCACUGAAUGCUGCUACGGGACUGACGACCUUUGAUCAGUACAAUACAGUAUACAACAACCUGCUUCCAUCUUUGAAUUAUUCCAUUUGAAUCUCGACUUUACACAAAAGCUAAAAAGUUUAAUAUUUCAUAAAUUUAAUCUGACAGAACGGAGUAGAAUUGCUUACUGGCCGUCCACUUUUAGUCCCCAAACUGACUUCAAAAUGCUUGCAGCGUAACAUGUUGUGUAACGUAACAUAAUGAUGCCAGCAUAAACCCAGUAAGAUUUAGUAGUAAUUUUUACCUACUAAGUUUUAAAUUGACAUUGUAAUUGAAAAUCAACCG